Molecule: messenger RNA, 1336 nt
Organism: Hordeum vulgare subsp. vulgare (domesticated barley)
Lineage: Eukaryota; Viridiplantae; Streptophyta; Magnoliopsida; Poales; Poaceae
Product: interferon-related developmental regulator 2-like
Exons: 2
Coding region: 1-1155 (384 amino acids)
Source: RefSeq, a predicted model, not a curated record
AUGUCGAGCCUCUGUAACUCUCGCCGGAAGACCGACGUCAUUGGCGAGUGCAUUGACAAGCUCCACGAGAAGCGCCGCGCGGUGCGCGAGGAGGGCAUGGAGGCGCUAGUCGCCGCGUUGGAGCGUUUCGUCCCGGUCGACGAGCUCAACUACCGCUACUUCACCGUCUUCGACCGCUGCUGCGCCUCCCUUCGUAAGGGCAGCAGCAGGGAGGCCACGCUCGCCUACCGCGCCAUCGGCCUCCUCGCGCUUACCGUAGGCGCCGCCACCGCCCACGGCGUCGAUUGCUCCAAGGACAUCCUCGAGAAAGUGCUCCCCGUCCUUGAGGAGACGCUGCACGCGCCGUCGUCCGGCGCGGCGACCAUGGUAGCUGCUCUCGACUGCCUCGCUGCCGUAACGCUCGCCGGCGCGCGCCGCCCGGAGGACAUGGCGCCGUCCAUGAAGGCCGUCUGGGGCGCGAUCAGGCGUGCCGAAGACGAGACGACAUCCAGCCCUGAGAUCCUGACUGCCGCUGUUUGCGCGCUCGCGCUGCUCCUCACCACCGUCGGUGACUUGAGGUCGUACCCCUGCACCUUCAAAGAGGCCAUGAUCCCGUUCCACGACCUCGCCGAGCUCCUCGAGUGCGAACACCCCGCCGUACGGGUUGCCGCUGGCGAGGCGCUGGCCGUGUGCGUCGAGAUCAACCUGACGCAGCACGCCUCACCGGAAGACAUCCAAGUGAUCGAGAUGAUACUGUCCGACCUCGCGGCUGAUGCGAGCGGCGACCAAAUCCUCACGGAAGAACAGGUUGAGUUCUUCCAGCAGAUCGCCGACAUCAUGAGUCAAGGCGAAGGCGAUUGCCCGGAGACGGAGGAGUCGAUGCCAUUGUCGUACACGAGCGGGCACAGCGUGCUGAGGGUCUCUACAUGGGCGAGGCUGGUUCAGCUGAAUUUCCUGAAGCGAUUCCUCAACAAGGGUUUCCCUAAGCACCUCCAAGACAACCCACUCUUCUGGGAACAGGUGGACUCCAGCGACGCCGUAGACGAGGCCGAUGAACAGCCGGCCGAGAAGGGCAGGCGGCGCGGGGGUGGGAGGGACAAACGGUGGAGCUCGGCCAUGAGGAGGGAUCGCGACAUCGGAUGGGAGAGCAAGAACGGUUUCUCCCUGUAUGAUUAGCCAUUUAAUUUGUUCAGUUUAGUUACUUUGCGGUUCUGGUUUUGGGAUUACCUCACAUCUAAGUCUAGAGCUGUUCGAUUAGCCAUUUAAGCCCCUGCCACUUCCACUGUACCGCUGUUGCUGCUUCGUGCAUGCGAGCACGAGGAAGAAUUUUGGCUAGAGCAUGAUAUGGGUUAAUUUA